Molecule: messenger RNA, 870 nt
Organism: Actinia tenebrosa (Australian red waratah sea anemone)
Lineage: Eukaryota; Metazoa; Cnidaria; Anthozoa; Actiniaria; Actiniidae
Product: GRIP domain-containing protein RUD3-like
Source: RefSeq, a predicted model, not a curated record
AUGCAGCGGCUAAAAGAUACGUAUUCCAACUUUAACUCAGACGAAGUAAGGCUUACCGAGCGCGGCGGUAGAGUCUUCAUAAGCGUCCAAGACCUGAGAUUUCCCGACAAAAACCGCUGGACGAAACCGCAACCCCUUUUUGAUGAAGAUGGUGAAGUUAGGGGUGACGUGGCGAGAUUAAGAGGUUUUCAACUAGCUACCCGAAGUGACCUAGAAAGAUUGGAAACCCUGAAUGAGAGGGUUGCGUUAGAAAAACGCGUCGAGGAGCUGCAAGUAACACUGGAGGAAAGGGAAGCAGAUUACAUGAGACAGAACCAACUGCUUCUCGAUGCUCAAAAAAGAGAAGUCAACGACAAGAAUCAGCGAAUGAUAGAAAUGAGAGAACAAAAAGACAAUGCCCUACGCGAUAGGGACCAAGCCCAAAAGGCCUUCGAUCUUGCCCUGCAAGACCUGGAUAUGAGCAAGGAGGAAGCCAAAAACUUGCAUAUCACCAUAGCCGGCUCUUUGGAGGAACGGCGGCAGUUGGUUGCCGAAAUUAACACCAAAGAAGAGCAAAUCCGGCAAAGAGAUCAGGCCAUUGAAGACCUGGAGGGGCAAAUAGAGCGGCAACAGAAGGUAAUUAAUGACCAAACUCGUCCCGAAGAGGAAAGGGAAGCAGCUCAAAAGGAAGUAGAAACCCUUCAGGAAAGGAUUGCGGAAUUACAGGCGCAAAAGGAAAACCUGGAAAAGGAGUUGGGUCUUACCACCAAGAAAAAGGUAAAAAGAGCACUUUUGAAGUAUGGCUACGGGCGCGGGCGUAAAGAAAUUAGGCAAUGGGCUGACGGACUUGGGAAAAAAGAUGGCAGCCGGCUUGCCUGGGCUGCUUGGUAG